AUGAAAGAUAGCCAUGUAGACGAGUUUAUCGCGUUGACGAAAUGUACAAGACAGAUGGCGCGCGAGUUUCUCGAAAAAAACAAUUACGAGUUGGAUUACGCACUAAAUGACUUUUAUGAUACAUGUCAGAAUGGGUUUGUUGUCGAUAUGAGGCCAAUGGCUCCGGAAUUGAUAGCUCUGUUCGAAAAAUACCGGUCUAGCGAGAUUGACAGUAGCAUUUCCACCGACGGACUUGUUCAGUUGAUAGAAGAUUUAGGAUUAGAACUAGAGGACCCAGUGACUCUGUGUUUGGCCCAUACCUUGCAAGUCAAGAGCCUGCAUGACCCGAUCUCAAGAAAUCAGUUUCUCGAUGGCUUGCACUCGGCCUUCUGCGCCAGUCUCGAAGACGUGAAAUCCAUGCUUAUCGAAAAAGAGAGCAAACUGCGCAACGACGCAGACUACCUGGAGACGAUAUACAACUACACCUAUGGUUUGAUACUCGAGCCAGACCACAAGACGCUUCACCUGAAGGCCGCACAGGAGUACUGGAAUCUCUAUUUCGACCCCCCAACAAACACAAAAUUCGCUAUACAACCUUCAAAGCCGUUUUUCAAGCAGUGGAAGGCAUUUUUGGAAUCUCAGGGUACCACUACAAUCAGCCGUGACGUGUGGCAGAUGUUUUUCAAAUUUAUCAAACAGUAUCCAACCUUGCAAGCUCUGAAACAAGACUACAACGAAAUGGACGCUUGGCCGCUUCUUAUAGAUGAGUUCUACGAAUACCUAGAAGAGAAUGGAGCUCUUUAG
Messenger RNA from Lachancea meyersii CBS 8951, 783 nucleotides. The record is from the annotation of a GenBank genome assembly. NCBI's taxonomy places the organism in Eukaryota, Fungi, Ascomycota, Saccharomycetes, Saccharomycetales, Saccharomycetaceae.